This is a messenger RNA of Cladophialophora yegresii CBS 114405, 3102 nucleotides long. RefSeq lists its product as uncharacterized. Bases 1 to 3102 code for a protein of 1033 amino acids. Lineage: Eukaryota; Fungi; Ascomycota; Eurotiomycetes; Chaetothyriales; Herpotrichiellaceae. The record is from RefSeq and is a predicted model, not a curated record. The transcript is spliced from 3 exons.
AUGGCCGGGAUGCUCGACACGGACCGCGCGCGAAACCGACGUGAGAGGACAUUUGUGGGUGGAGAAUGUGCCGCUUGCGAAGAGCUGCUGGAGCACACAUUGAGGGGAGAACGGGUGUUGCAGUUCUCAUGCGGCCACGUCGCUCAUGAGGCGUGCUUCUACGAGUAUAUCAAAGAUUCAGACUCGCAGUACUGCCCGUCAUGCGAGGCUCCCCUCAGCCUCGAUUCUUUCCGCGGGGGAAGCAUCCUCGAUCUGACCAAGUUGAGUAACAUGGUUCGAGCGGUCGCCUCCAAGGACGUCGCCUCACCCAGAAGCUCGCAGAAUACACCAAUGCCCUGGGACGCGGGCAGCAAACAAAUUCCUCAGGAAGAUUCCUACAGCGCCCACGGAACGACAGAUCGAGAUAGCCGGAAAACCUCGAACCGGGAUAGUCGAGACAGCCAACGGAUGCGCAUUGAACGACUUGGAAUUGGCCACGGCUAUUAUGGGCUUCAGACUCAGACUCCAACUCAUACUCCGACCCACACUCAGACUCACUCACGUAAUGACAGCGGCAAUGCCUCCUCGGCUGACUACACAAAUGACCACGGUAGUCACCCGCCCCGGAAGCACGACUAUGACCUUCACGCCAUGGAGACUUCGGUCCCGGGCGCACAGGUCAAGGAGACGAAGCAACCAAUACCCGCACCUAUCGUCACCGUCCGUAGCGAAUAUCCAACCUUGACCCGGUCACGUCAGCAGCAGACCGUCACGUGCCUUGUGACAGUCGAGGUGCCUGAAGGGAAAUGGCAUGGUCAAAUGGAUGAAGCGCAGCAUACUCCCCCAGUUCCUCCGCUGCCUAGCGACUCUGCCGUGGGCAUGCCAGCAAUGCAUAGGCAGCACGAAAUGCAGCAAUCCCCCAUGACUUACGGGUCGCCUGACAUCAUGGACGAAAUCACCCAAGAGCUCAGGGCACGUGUGGAUAACUGGCACGGGCUUGAGUUUCAGAGGUUCGGAAAGCUACGCCUCCAUGGCGUGGUCCGCGUGGGCAAGGACCGCUACUCAUGGCAGGAACUCGAGUGCUACUUGUUUGGCGAGAUGCUCAUCUGCGUCAAGGAGAAGAAGAAUGCUCAGCCUCCUCUCAUCACCGAGUCCGGCCGCAGGCUGACCAGGUGCACUCUCAAGGGUUCGAUCCUGAUCAAAAAGCAUCUGAGGCAGGUACACGCUUCUCCUGACGAGGGCAUCUUGACCUUGAACCUGUCGGUCGCAGAGCUACCAACCUUCCAUCUGUUAUUCCCGGAACGAGAAAAGUUAGAACUCUGGCAACGCGCUCUACGCGACCUUCAUACAAGCGAGCCCUCUCCACGGUUCAAUUCCGACUACGAGCAAGACACUUCCGGUACAGACGAAGAAUACGACAGCCACCGAAACCGGCACGUUCGACGGGUGCCUUCCGUGGCUUCGUCGUACGGCGGCCCCAAAUCUGCCACGACAGCAGCCACCGAGUACUCGAUGCCGAAGAACGUCGUCGAGCGACGGGUGGCACCCUCUCUGCACGUCCCCGUGGAUAUCGUUGUUGUCAUUCCAGUGUCCUCUUCUAUGCAAGGCUUGAAGAUCACCUUGCUGCGGGACACACUCCGGUUCCUCGUACACAAUUUGGGUGACCGGGAUCGGAUGGGUCUCGUCACCUUUGGCUCGAGCGGCGGAGGAGUCCCGGUGGUUGGGAUGACUACCAAGACAUGGAGCGGAUGGAACAAAGUGCUCAACUCGAUCCGGCCUGUCGGGCAGAAGAGCCUGCGGGCGGAUGUGGUUGAUGGCGCGAACGUGGCGAUGGAUCUGUUGAUGCAACGUAAAGCGGCAAACCCCAUCUCGACCAUCCUCCUGAUAAGUGACUCCUCGACCUCGGAAAUGGACGGCGUGGAUUUCGUCGUCCAAAGGGCCGAAGCCGCCAAGGUCGGCAUCUACUCCUUUGGCCUUGGACUCACGCACAAACCCGAGAGCAUGCUGGAGCUGUCGAGCCGGACAAAAGCCUCGUAUCUCUAUGUGAAGGACUGGAUGAUGCUACGCGAGUGCGCUGCCGGUGUCCUCGGCGCACUGCAAUCGACCUCGCACCAGAAUGUGAAAUUGAAGCUCAAAUUGCCGGAAGGUUCGCCCGCGAAAUUUGUCAAGAUCAAUGGCGCUCUACAAACGACGAAGCGGGCGGCCGGCCGGGACGCCGAAGCCACGUUGGGCGACCUUCACUUUGGCGACAAGCGCGAUGUGCUCGUCCAACUCGUGAUUGAUCCGGAUACCUCGACCUCGGAGCCUGCUCCCCAGGAUGCCUGGGAAUCGAUAGUGUCUGGCCUCGAGGCUUUGGGCGGCUCCGCUGACGUGGACGAUCAGAGGGUCCAGAGCGUGGAAGAAUUGCCGUUGAUCCAGGCUGAUUUAUCCUUUGGUGAUCUACAAAGAGAUGGCUCCAUGGUACAGUUACCGCGGCCAUCACUGCUCACCAUCACCAUGUUACCAUCGAACAGACGCUCCCGACAGAAUGGAAGACCCCCGACCCCCCCGAUUCCUCCUCAUCCAUCGAUAGUCCAACGACGGAUGGAGCUGUUGACAUCAGACAUGCUAAGUCGAGCACUCACUCUCGUCCACCGCGGGCAGCACGACCGGGCACAUCACCUGCUCAAUGAAACAAGGACCAUCCUCAAGGGCUUGGGUAAAGGCAGUCUGCCACCCCUCCCUCCCAGUGCGAGUAGUUCGACCAACAGGCGCCACAGUCCCCAGUCCAAGUCUGGGAGCCCCAGAGGCAGCACACCCGAGCGUGGCCGAGACCAUAGCCCCCACUCGGAUGCCAGUACACCUAUUCCGAGAUCCGCCGCCCAUGUCGACCAAACGCUGAUGAACGCGCUCGAUGCCGACAUCGAAGCCAGUCUGGAAUGGAUCAACCACCCGGCUGUGUUCUCGCGCGACUCGCGCAAAGCGGUGCUUCAAGCCAUCGGCGUCAUAUCCUCUCAGAGGGCUUACACUUUCCGCACGGCUUCGGAAUCCUUAUGGGCCGAGCGAUUAAGCGGAGUCAAGAGACUCACAGAAUACUCUCGCGAGUGGAGGGAAGCCGGCGACGACGCCCUGACUGAAGAGUAA